Molecule: messenger RNA, 894 nt
Organism: Morchella importuna
Lineage: Eukaryota; Fungi; Ascomycota; Pezizomycetes; Pezizales; Morchellaceae
Exons: 3
Coding region: 1-894 (297 amino acids)
Source: RefSeq, a predicted model, not a curated record
AUGAGCGACAUGUCCCGUCUUGAUCCUCGUAGGCUCAGUAGUCCAGCGCGCCGGGCCAUCGCCGGGCUCGCAGUAGAGAUACCCCUGGAGCACCGUGGCGUGAUGGCUAUCCGCUUCCUUCUUUUUAUAGCCCUCUUUAUCUUUGGCUUCACAUAUGCCAGCGCACAGCCAAGAGUCUAUCACGACAUUCUCAUCUGGAAGCACAAUGCCACCCCGCCUCACACUGUCUAUAUAUACCGCAACACAACAUCGUGGGCAGAUAGCAGGGGUUCCAGCAGUGGUAUUGCAGACGGUGGUGAUGAUGAUGAUACGACUCUGUUCGGAAGCUUUCUGUGGAAUAAGACAAGAUCUCCAGGAUCGGGGGCACGUAUUUGCAAUGAUACCCGUUUCGCAAAUGCAGAGUACGGGAUUGCGUGCGAUGGUACCAGCUGGUCGCAGGCGAACAGGAUUGGAUUUGAGGAUUCGUUGGGGUUCAGAAGGGAGGGUGAGAAGAAGGCAUUAGCCUUCCUAUCUCUAGGCAUCCUUCCGCUAGCAUGGCUACCCUCAGGAAGGCUUGCAGGAAAGGAAGGACCUCCCGAGAAAUGGAGCUACAACAUAACCGACCAACUACUGAGCAACCGCCCAGACCUGAAAACAGGUACCGUGAUGGGCUGGCUAUGCUUUAUCGCAUUUGGCGCCCUGAUUGCGCUCAACAUGAUACUCAUCGACGACCUAAACAUGUUUGCCAAGAUCAUAGAGAGAACACAGAGCCAGACACAGGGGCGCACUCUCCAUGACGAUAUAGUCGAGCGUGUCUCCGAGUUUGGAGCAGUCGGUAAUACCGGCAACUACUACCUGCAGCGCCCUGCUGCCGCUACGCCGCGAAGAAGGGCUUCGGGGGGUAACUGUGUUUAA